Molecule: messenger RNA, 722 nt
Organism: Acaromyces ingoldii
Lineage: Eukaryota; Fungi; Basidiomycota; Exobasidiomycetes; Exobasidiales; Cryptobasidiaceae
Exons: 1
Source: RefSeq, a predicted model, not a curated record
GACGGUUGAGGGCAGAGCAGAGCCAGGCGCGCGCGCUGCUCCCGUUUUCGUUUUUUCCCCCUUCCUCUCUCCUCUCUCCGUCUACAUCGUCGUAACCCCCCCGUUCACCACCUUCCUUUUUCCUCUCCUUCUUCCUUUCUGCGAUUUCUUCGCCUCCUCUACGUCACCCUUGUCGUCGAACGACGCCGAUCCCUUCUGCAGCACACCUUCGCUGGUCGUGUGGCCAAAUCGCAUCCAAAGAGAGGGCAAUUUGAGGGCAUCAAGGGCAUAGGCAGAGGCUUGAAAAGCGACGAUUUCCUUUCGAAAGGCCAGAACGGGAUUGAAAAAAAGAGGAGAGCGCAACGGGGGCGAAGAGACAGAAAAGAGCAUCGUCUCUGGUUGGCCGCUGGAGUGGAGAAGGGGAGAAAGGAAGGAAAGAAGGAAGGAAGGAAGGAUCAUUGGCAAUUCGGAAGAAAAGAGCAAAAGAAGCAAAAAAAAGAGAAAGGUGUCGCUCUGCGGUGUACACUGUGUGAUUUGCCCUCGUCGUCGUCGAUCGCUUCUAUACUGUGCGAGGGUUUGGCGACAAUGUUAGUGUCAUCGGCGGAAGCGGAUGAUCUCUGGAGACAAAGUCGCUGAUGAAAGCCAGCCCUUCUUGCAGAAGACCAGACAGACAGAUAUCCGCGAGGCGCGCCCUCUUCACUCACUUCCCAAUCCUUCCAUCCACCAACCACCGCCCAUCAUGG